Messenger RNA from Otolemur garnettii (small-eared galago), 2814 nucleotides. RefSeq names its product 5'-nucleotidase domain containing 3 (gene NT5DC3). The record is from RefSeq and is a predicted model, not a curated record. The transcript has 14 exons. Bases 5 to 1648 code for a protein of 547 amino acids. Gene Ontology annotation, molecular function: 5'-nucleotidase activity. NCBI's taxonomy places the organism in Eukaryota, Metazoa, Chordata, Mammalia, Primates, Galagidae.
AAGCAUGACCACGGCGGCUGUCGCGGUGGUGGCCCGCGGGGCCGGGACGAGGGCGGCGGCUUUGGCCCUGCGGGGCAGCUGCAGGACCUCGGCUCCGGGGCGGCCGUGCACGGGCCCCGCUCGGCCCUUCUGCACAGCACCUGGGACCGACCCGGACAUGAAGCACUACCUGUGGGAGCGCUACCGCGAGGCGAAGAGAAGCACGGACGAAUUGGUUCCUUCAAUUAUGAGCAACUUGUUGAAUCCAGAUGCCAUUUUCUCAAACAAUGAAAUGAGCCUGUCAGACAUUGAAAUCUAUGGCUUCGAUUACGAUUACACCUUGGUGUUUUAUUCAAAGCACCUGCACACACUGAUAUUUAAUGCUGCUCGGGACCUUCUCAUCAAUGAACACCGGUAUCCCGUGGAAAUCAAGAAGUAUGAGUAUGACCCAAAUUUUGCAAUUCGUGGACUUCAUUAUGACGUACAGCGGGCAGUGCUGAUGAAGAUCGAUGCUUUUCAUUACAUCCAGCGGGGAACUGUCUACAGAGGCCUCAGCGUUGUCCCCGAUGAAGAAGUCAUUGACAUGUACGAGGGAUCCCACGUGCCCUUGGAACAGAUGAGCGAUUUUUACGGAAAGAGUUCCCAUGGAAACACCAUGAAGCAGUUCAUGGACAUCUUCUCGCUGCCCGAGAUGACCCUCCUGUCAUGUGUGAACGAGCACUUCCUGAAGAACAACAUCGACUACGAGCCUGUCCACCUGUACAAGGAUGUCAAGGACUCAAUUCGAGACGUCCACAUCAAAGGAAUUAUGUACAGAGCAAUCGAAGCAGAUAUUGACAAGUACAUCUGCUACGCUGAGCAGACACGUGCAGUGUUGGCCAAACUGGCUGAUCAUGGCAAGAAGAUGUUUCUCAUCACCAAUAGCCCCAGCAGCUUUGUGGACAAAGGGAUGAGUUAUAUUGUUGGGAAAGACUGGAGGGACUUGUUUGAUGUGGUCAUCGUUCAGGCCGAGAAGCCAAACUUCUUUAAUGAUAAGCGGAGACCCUUCCGAAAGGUGAAUGAGAAAGGCGUCUUACUCUGGGAUAAAAUCCACAAGUUGCAGAAAGGCCAGAUUUACAAGCAGGGUAAUUUAUAUGAAUUUUUGAAGCUUACUGGUUGGAGAGGAUCCAAAGUGUUGUAUUUCGGUGACCACAUAUACAGUGACCUGGCGGAUUUGACCCUAAAGCACGGCUGGAGGACUGGUGCCAUCAUCCCGGAGUUGAGAUCUGAGCUCAAAAUCAUGAACACAGAGCAGUACAUCCAAACCAUGACCUGGCUGCAGACCUUGACCGGGUUACUGGAACAGAUGCAGAUUCACAGAGAUGCUGACUCGCAGCUGGUUUUGCAGGAGUGGAAAAAAGAAAGAAAGGAGAUGAGAGAAAUGACCAAAAGUUUCUUCAACGCCCAGUUUGGAAGCUUGUUCCGCACAGACCAGAACCCAACCUACUUCCUGAGGCGCCUGUCGCGAUUCGCCGACAUCUACAUGGCGUCUCUGAGCUGCCUCUUGAACUACGACGUCAACCACACUUUCUACCCCCGGAGGACUCCCCUGCAGCACGAGCUGCCCGCGUGGUCUGACAUGCCCUCCACCUUCGGAGCCCCUCGCCUGCAGGAGGCUCGGGCCAAGUAGCUGAGGGGCCCCCCACUCUGGGGAAAAAGCCAGAGACAGUGACCCCCUCCCCAAAGUAGGGUGGGCAUGAUGGCCCUGACUUUAUGUGGGUCUGAGUGUCGCUUCCAGGAAAGGUACAGACACCCCUUUUGAUAUUCACUCUGUACCUGGGGGAGACUACUGCUCCCCAGGGUGCUAAGACGGGAGCCAGCAGCCCGCCCGUGGGGAGCCCUCUCCACGCAGGGCUGAAGCGCAAGCUUCCUUCUGAAACUCUGAUUCCACCUUUUGGUUUACCAAGGUCCUGGCACUGAUGUCAGUUUUUCUGGGAUAGGAGAGAACACCGGAUGCCAUCUCUGUAUGCCAGAGGUCAAGUUUGGAAAUGAUUCUUGGCUCCUCUGUGGAGCAUUUCCUGAGUGUGCACGGGCAGUGCAGUGGAACUGCAGGUACACGAUGACGUGCACAGACAAACUGCUCGCAGAAAGCCCAUGACAUAGCGAGCUCCACGGAGCAAACACUGCCCUGAGUAGCAGCGAUGAUCCCCGAAUGGCAGCCAGUCCCCAGAUCACUAGGUACGGACAGCUGGCAUCCUGGCGCAUUGCAUCAAAGACAACGCAGCCUCCUUGGAAGAACGUCCGUGAGAAAGAACCAGAGCAUUUGCAGCCGCUGGGCCCUUUCCUCCCCAGUGUGUAUUUCCUGCGCCCUGCCCCUUACUGGGGAUGGACACAAGGUGCAAAAGUGUUGGGUGGGGUUUUCCCAGGGAAGGAAGGCAAGGAGAUAAGAGCUCUGGUUAAAACCACUUCCCCCAGCAGAACAGACUUCAGUGGGAUAACGCUGGGAGAAACCAGUGGGUUUGAGGAACUGAAACAUCAGUGGGUCUCUCAGGAGGGCAUCAAACCCAGAAACGCCCCUGCACUGUUAGUCUAAUGUGCUUGUUGGAGGAAAGAAAAUGACACAGGGCAAAGUGUCCUUGUGAUGAAAUGCCCACCACGCCACUUGCUGGGUUGAAUUGGAAUCUAGUUCAAACAUGGGCAUCAUCAGAGCCAGUCCUUGCCUGGAUGGAAACAGACCAGAUGCCUGCUUUCUGCUAGAGGUUGGCCAACUGCGGUAGCCAUUUCUGGGCAUGGGAGGAAGGAGGUUGUGGCUUAGCCAAAUUCCAACUCUUGUCCUCCCUGGAUUUCUUUCCUGCU